Messenger RNA from Morus notabilis, 1046 nucleotides. RefSeq names its product nucleoside diphosphate kinase. The transcript is spliced from 7 exons. Gene Ontology annotation, molecular function: nucleoside diphosphate kinase activity. The coding region runs from base 70 to 777 and encodes 235 amino acids. Gene Ontology annotation, biological process: UTP biosynthetic process; GTP biosynthetic process; CTP biosynthetic process. NCBI's taxonomy places the organism in Eukaryota, Viridiplantae, Streptophyta, Magnoliopsida, Rosales, Moraceae. The record is from RefSeq and is a predicted model, not a curated record.
GAAAGAAAUAAGUACAACAACAUAUAAUCACGUGUAGAGAGAAAACAAGAGAGAGAGAGAGAGAGAGAAAUGGAAGCUGUAGCAGUGUUUGGUGGAGGAAGACCAUGUCUCUCUUCAUCAUCUAUUCGAAGCUCACAGCCUGAGAGAAGUUGCAGCAGCUUAUCCUGCUCCCACAAGCGUAUCAUACGCACCCAUUUCCACCAUUUAUCAGCUUUUCCCUCCAAAUCCCAUCACUUUUUCUCAUCAUCAUCAUCAUCUUCUUUCUCAACUCCUCCUCAUGUCAAACCCCAUAUCUUCCUUCCCCGCUUGGUCGCUGCCUUGGAAGAAGUUGAGGAGACUUACAUAAUGGUCAAACCCGACGGCGUUCAACGUGGUCUUGUUGGAGAGGUAAUUUCGAGGUUUGAGAAAAAGGGGUUUAAAUUGACUGGACUAAAGCUCUUCCAGUGCCCCACAGACUUGGCUGAGGAGCAUUAUAAGGAUCUCAAGGCUAAGCCUUUCUUCCCAGCGCUGAUUGAGUAUAUUACAUCUGGUCCUGUUGUGUGUAUGGCAUGGGAGGGCGUUGGUGUUGUGGCAUCGGCACGUAAGUUAAUAGGGUCUACGAAUCCUCUUCAAGCUGAACCUGGAACGAUAAGAGGGGAUCUUGCUGUUCAAACAGGAAGGAAUGUGGUUCAUGGGAGCGACAGCCCUGAGAAUGGCAAGCGUGAAAUAGCUCUCUGGUUCAAAGAGGGUGAAAUCUGCGAAUGGGCGCCGGCUUUGGCACAAUGGCUGAGGGAGUGACCCUUCACAAAAGCUCAACACCAUAGAGGCAUGUAAUUUUGGGAGCGUUAUUCUGAGCACCUGUAUCUCCAUUUUUGUUGUACUUGAUUGAUCUUAGGCUGUUCAAUAUCUUAGAUGUCUCAUUUCUGUUUAGCUUCUUGUUGGAUAUUUGAUGGCUGAUAUUUUUUUUUCACACAUUGUACUUUUUCCUUUGAUUCAAGUGUAACAUUGCAACAACAAACUGGGAUUCAGCCAAUAAUACAUGAUCAUCUCAUGUUUUUGUCAUCUUU